Messenger RNA from Bactrocera latifrons, 1396 nucleotides. Its product is annotated as zinc finger protein 91-like. The record is from RefSeq and is a predicted model, not a curated record. Gene Ontology annotation, biological process: regulation of transcription by RNA polymerase II. The transcript is spliced from 2 exons. Gene Ontology annotation, molecular function: RNA polymerase II cis-regulatory region sequence-specific DNA binding; DNA-binding transcription factor activity. Bases 64 to 1254 code for a protein of 396 amino acids. NCBI's taxonomy places the organism in Eukaryota, Metazoa, Arthropoda, Insecta, Diptera, Tephritidae.
AAGUAGAUAAAGAAUUGAAUUUGUUUACAAUAGCAUUCCACAAAAUUUUAAAUAAAUAUCGACAUGUUUAAAUUAUUACCAAGCAAAACAUUUGACAAAAGUGUAAAUGCAAAAUGUGGUGAAAUUUUUUGUCACAGUUCAACGGAAUUUACCAUUAUUUGUACACUGUGCGAACUCAAAGCAUUCGACUACCAGGAUUUCUUGCUUCACUGCAAGAAUGAACACCUCGAAAAGGACUUAUUGAAAACAGAAGCAAUAUUUGUUGAAGUAGCACCAUACCUGGCGUCAAAUGUGAAGGAUGAACAAAUUUUUGAGGAUACUACUGCUGAAGCUGAAUUUCUAGAUGAGCGUGACUUUAUCAUUUCGGAUGAGAAAAAGGAAAAGUCAGAGUUACGUAUAAGUCAAUGGAGUGAGAAUAAGUCGUUAUCUGAUGAUUCAGACAGUGAUACUGAAAAUAAUUUUGAAUCUAAUGUUGAUGACAACGAUUAUGUACCACCUGUGCAUCAACGAAAGCGAAACAAAAAGCGUGAAAAUCAAACAGAGUCAUACAAAUGUGAAGUAUGUUCCCGUAUCUACAAAAGCUCCAAUUAUCUGCGUUCACAUUUGGCAAAAAUUCAUAAUUUUAAAAGUAAGAAAAUAGCGACUAUUCAACUUCAAAAAUGUGAUGAAUGCACAGAAAAAUUUAAAACAUUACGAAGUUUAGAGAAGCAUUGCCUUUCGGAACAUGGUGGUAUAAAAUGUAUGCAUUGUGAUAAACGAUGUACAUCGCGAACAAAUCAGUUACGACAUAUGGAAACUCAUACACAUGGAACGGACCGACGGUUCGUCUGCGAUUAUGAGAACUGUAAGAAAAGUUUCUUUACACGCCGUCAGUACCAAGCUCACAAACGCACUCAUACAAAAGGAAAGAAUUUCAUAUGUGACAUAUGUGGCUACUCGUGUCGAAUACCGGAAAUGCUUAAAGUGCAUUAUCGUUCACAUACAGGUGAGAAACCGUAUGCUUGUGAUGAAUGCGGCAAAUGUUUUGUAUCUAAAUCGGCAGUUAGGGAGCAUAAAGCAUCACAUGGCACAGAGCGACCACAUGAAUGUAAAGUAUGUGGACGCUCAUUUGCAAGAGCAAAAUCGCUAUACCAUCAUAAUUUUUUGCAUCUCGCAGAAAAGAAGUUUAAAUGCAAAUUAUGUGGACAAGCAUAUGCGCAACUUGCGGGUUUAGCUGGUCAUAUGAGGCGACACCGAGAGCAGGGCCAUUGCUGAUACAUUUUUGACACAGCUGCAUGUUUAAAAGAUCCUAAGUUGUUAUUUGAUCAUUCAAACGGUUACUAAUUUUUAUUUAUUGUAUAUAAAUAGGGUAUUAUUACUAUUAAGAAUGUUUUGUUAAUUGACAGCUAUAAUAUGA